Molecule: messenger RNA, 1941 nt
Organism: Charadrius vociferus (killdeer)
Lineage: Eukaryota; Metazoa; Chordata; Aves; Charadriiformes; Charadriidae
Gene: PRKCH
Product: protein kinase C, eta
Exons: 16
Biological process (GO): protein phosphorylation
Molecular function (GO): diacylglycerol-dependent serine/threonine kinase activity; ATP binding
Source: RefSeq, a predicted model, not a curated record
CUCUUCCGCAAGGGCUACCAGCUCUUGGACCCUUAUGUCACCGUCAGCGUGGACCAGGUGCGUGUUGGGCAAACCAGCACCAAGCAGAAGACCAACAAGCCCACCUACAACGAGGAGUUCUCCGCCACGGUUACCGAUGGCCAUCAGAUCGAGCUGUCCGUCUUCCACGACACCCCCAUCGGCUACGAUGACUUUGUGGCCAACUGCACCUUGCACUUCCAGGACCUCUUGCGCUCCGCGGGCCCCAGCGACACCUUCGAAGGCUGGGUGGAUUUGGAGCCAGAAGGCAAAGUGUUUGUCGUCAUAACCCUCACAGGCAGCUUCACGGAAGGGACCCUCCAGAGAGAUCGAAUUUUUAAGAACCUCACUCGGAAACGCCAGCGGGCAAUGCGAAGGCGAGUGCAUCAGGUGAACGGGCACAAAUUCAUGGCUACCUACCUGCGACAGCCAACGUACUGCUCGCACUGCAAGGAGUUCAUCUGGGGCGUGUUUGGGAAGCAGGGGUACCAGUGCCAAGUAUGCACCUGUGUUGUACACAAGCGCUGCCAUCAUCUAAUUGUUACAGCUUGCACGUGCCAAAACAAUACUAACAAGAUUGAUCUUAAGGUGACUGAACAGAGGUUUGGAAUCAACAUUCCUCAUAAGUUCAGCGUCCACAACUACAAAGUCCCGACUUUCUGUGAUCACUGUGGUUCCUUGCUCUGGGGAAUCAUGCGACAGGGCCUACAGUGUAAAAUCUGUAAAAUGAAUGUCCACAUCCGAUGCCAAGCAAAUGUUGCACCAAACUGUGGGGUGAACUCAGCAGAGCUUGCUAAAACCUUGGCAUGCAUGGGUCUGCAACCAGGAAGCAUUUCCCCAAAUUCGAAACUGGUUUCAAGAUCUACUUUGAGACAUCAGGGAAAAGGCAGCCUGAAAGAUGGCAACAACAUUAGUGAAAGUUCAGCGAGCAAACUUGGGAUCAAAGAUUUAACAUUCCUUCGUGUAUUGGGAAAGGGCAGCUUUGGAAAGGUGAUGCUUGCCAAGAUGAAGGAGAGUGGGCAGCUCUAUGCAGUGAAGGUGUUGAAGAAGGACGUCAUUCUCCAAGAUGACGAUGUUGAAUGCACCAUGACCGAGAAACGCAUCCUUUCCUUAGCAAGGAACCACCCGUUCCUCACCAAGCUCUACUGUUGCUUCCAGACUCCUGAUCGCCUGUUCUUUGUGAUGGAGUUCGUAAAUGGCGGGGACUUGAUGUUCCAUAUUCAGAAGUCGCGUCGCUUCGAUGAAGAUCGUGCCCGGUUCUAUGCUGCAGAAAUUAUUUCCGCCCUUAUGUUUCUCCAUGAAAGAGGCAUCAUUUAUCGGGACUUGAAGCUGGACAACGUGCUACUGGACUAUGAGGGUCACUGCAAGCUGGCAGACUUUGGAAUGUGCAAAGAGGGCAUUCACGAUGGCAUUACCACAGCCACCUUCUGUGGUACACCAGACUACAUCGCUCCAGAGAUCCUGCAAGAGAUGCUGUAUGGCCCUGAUGUAGACUGGUGGGCCAUGGGUGUGCUGCUGUAUGAGAUGCUGUGCGGCCAUGCACCCUUCGAGGCAGAGAAUGAGGACGACCUCUUUGAGGCCAUUCUGAACGACGAGGUUGUCUACCCAACGUGGCUCCAGCAGGACGCAGUGGCUAUCCUCAAAGCAUUCAUGACGAAGAACCCCAACAUGCGGCUGGGCAGCCCUGGGCUGGGUGGCGAGAGCGCGAUUCUGCGGCACCCCUACUUCAAAGAUCUGGACUGGCGUCAGAUGGAGCCACCGUUCAGGCCCCGAAUUAAAUCCAAAGAUGACGUGAGCAACUUUGAUCCAGAUUUUAUAAAAGAGGAGCCCAUUCUGACUCCCAUUGAAGAAGGAAUUCUUCCAAUGAUAAACCAAGAUGAAUUUAGAAACUUUUCAUUCACAAGCCCAGAACUGCAGCAAUAG